GUUUUCCAUUAAACUUUGUAUCUUUAUAGACUUUAUCUCCUAAGGUGAUGGGGAUAUUACUUUAGUUUUGAUAAGAUUAGGAAUCCCCACACAAGCACAAAUGCACACAAAUGACAGAAACCAUAAAUGUUAAAAAAAAUGUUCUUGUACAUCAACACAAUUUUCUGUGCACGAUCACUUAGAGAACACGCAGGAUUUCCCACCUAAUACACUAUCCUAGCAAGAGACAAUAUAAGGGGAUGUAACUCCAUUACCCCUAUCUCUUCAUCCUUGUUAUAAGUGUGAGAGAAAAGAACAGAUAAGUAAGGUACAAUAAGGUAAGAAGUCUUGGCUCCAGCUCCACCCUACUUUGUGUUCACGACCCAAUCAGAUGAGAUUAUAGACCUGUUAUGCCAAGGAUCUUCCUGCUCAUAUCUGUGAGAAUUAGCUGAAACUGAGAUAGGACAGAAACGACGAGUAAGAAGGACUGAGGAGUGAAAGGAGAGAAGACUGAAGARGAGAAGAGCAGCUAAAAUCGAAACAGGGAUGAAGUUUCCUAUUGCGCAGAGUAGAUCUCUGUUAGAUAUGGAGGUGGCCAACUAUUGCGAAGGCCUGGAUCCAUCAUUCAGCACACUGGGCUUUGAGAAYGCAGAGGUGCUCUAUGGAGGAGGAGAAAGCAUGCCAACAGAACCAAGCCACACGGGCCCAGAUGGGCUCAGCAGUAACUGUGCAAUCUGUGGAGACAAGGCGACAGGGAAACACUAUGGGGCCUCCAGCUGCGACGGCUGUAAAGGCUUCUUUAGACGCUCCAUACGCAAGAACCAUGUGUACACGUGCAGGUUCAGCAGACAGUGCAUUGUUGAUAAAGAUAAGAGGAACCAGUGUCGUUUCUGCAGACUCAACAAAUGCUUUAGAGCUGGCAUGAAAAAAGAAGCUGUACAGAACGAAAGAGAUCGGAUCAGCUCCCGAAGAAUUUGCCCUGACUCCCAAGACCUUCCACCCAUUACUGUUUURGCGCAGGCUGAAUCAUUAUCCCAACAGCAGAUCACCACUCCGGCAGGACUUGCAGACAUCUCAGAGCUAAAAUCGGCCACUGUAGGGGAUAUAUGUGAUUCUAUGAGGCAGCAGCUGUUGGUAUUGGUUGAAUGGGCCAAAUACAUUCCGGCUUUUGGAGAGUUGCCACUGGAUGAUCAGGUGAGCUUGCUCCGGGCUCAUGCAGGUGAACACCUUUUGCUUGCAGUUGCCAGAAGGUCAAUGCCAUUCAAGGACUUCCUGCUUUUAGGGAAUGGCUGYGUGAUACACAGGAACUGCCCUGAACCUGAGAUUUUCAGGGUAGCCAACAGAGUCUUAGAUGAGCUGGUUCAGCCCUUCCAAGAUAUUCAGAUAGACGACAAUGAGUACGCAGCUCUGAAGGCUAUUGUCUUCUUUGACCCAGAUGCAAAAUCUUUACGGGACCCUUCAAAAAUUAAAGCUCUGAGAUUGCAGGUUCAGAUGAGUCUGGAAGACUAUAUUAACGACCGUCAGUACGACUCCAGGGGGCGUUUUGGGGAGCUUUUACUCCUGUUGCCCACCCUGCAGAGCAUCACCUGGCAGAUGAUUGAGCAGCUCCAGUUCAUUAAGCUCUGCGGCCUGGCCAAGAUCGACAACCUGCUGCACGAGAUGCUGCUGGGAGGGCUAACAACAGAGCCCGCUCACCUACACCACCAAGCACACACCCAGUUGGCCCAGGACCCCGUGACCGGACACACACUUGUCAUCAGCACCAUGCCUGUCACUCACAUUCCACAAAUAGCAUCACCAGACACGCCCAUCCCAUCGCCCCCCCAGGGUCCWGCCACAGAAAUGUUCAAACACUUUGCCCAGCCUGUUUGUCCUCCUGCCAGCCCGUCGACUUCCACACCCAAAGACCCCUGAUCCUUUCUGCCACGGGAUCUGUCUCCUUGACUCCUGUUUGUUAUCACAGUGAAAAAUGACGGAAGUGCUGUUUUUGUUUACCGUGUGUCGUUAGAUUCUGUCCUGCCUCUUUCCUUUGUGACUGCUGAAGUCGCUGCARCACCCUGAUACGACUCUCCACGGCUAAGCGCCAUGCCAAAACUGAGCUUUUAAUUCAACGGCCUCCAAUUUAAGCUUUGGAAGCAGACGGUUUWUGUGCGAUGGUCAGAUGAUGGAGUGCAAUUUAAGAGCUCAUUUUUGGCCYGAAACUGGGUUUUAACCUGCUCCGACCAUUCCAAAGCAGUAAAAAUGAUGUGUCACUUGCAGUGUUUGCACACUUGUGACAAGAUCAGUCAUUUAAAAKAAUUGAGUGUAUUUCUUUUAAAUUUCAAACCUUAAAUUUCUUUUUUUUUUGAGUGAUGUAGCUGUCCUGAGGAUGAGCUGUAGACUCUAUCAACUAUGUGCAGAUGUGCACACAAAUAUAGUCAUUUUUUAAAAUCACACGUUAGAUUGAGUUGUUCAUUUUAGCACUCUGGUUUUUCUAAUAAAUAUUUUCUCUUGUGCUUUCCAUCUGAUCCCCCCCCAUGCCAAGAACAAACAAAGCAUGCUGGGGUGUGAGGUCUGGAGUUUGCUUUGAUGAUUUAAAAAGCAGGGGAACCCGUGCUGUUCGGUUACCUGAAACAGUCUGAAUUCAUCCAACCACACCUCUGAACCACAACAAAACCUGGCCUUAAAGCUGUAUGACAGUGAAGAUGGAGGCUUGAAGCCCAACACAGAACCAUGAAAUCUGUGAUAAAAACACAUYAGGAACAUUUAAAUCAGCGACAUGCAGAUUGUAGUUGGUCUUUUUUAUUUCUGAACUUUGUGCGAUUCACUAACUGACGUKUUGUUUGUAUUAAUCCAUAAAUUAUUACAUUUGCACACAAGCAUAKAAUUUCAUCUGUUUCCUGCAGACGUUUAACUUCAAACAUUACUUUACCCUCUAAUAAAGUGAUGUAACACUAUGUUUUGCAUAUUUAUGACCACACUAACAUGUCACUGAGGCAACAUGGCCUAAUGACACAAAAUGCUUUAAACUCUUAGGUUUGUUCAGAUUCUUGAUUUUCUGUUUAAACUAUUUGAUUGGUUUGUAUUUGAAGUGUCAAAGUUUUACUGUCAGAUAUGUUGCUUUAUUUUCUUUUUACUUUAGGACUGAUUAAAUUUCGAAUUCUACAGAAAAAAUAAACAAACAUGUAAAUAUGCGAUACAUUUAUAAUCAAAUGUUGUCGAACAGAAUAUGUAAACACCUGUAAGAUGACAUCAAUUGAUUUGUGAUCUGAUCAUAAAAAUAUUUAUUUUGCUA
Austrofundulus limnaeus is the source of this 3253-nucleotide messenger RNA. It is a transcript of the gene hnf4g, whose product is annotated as hepatocyte nuclear factor 4, gamma. Lineage: Eukaryota; Metazoa; Chordata; Actinopteri; Cyprinodontiformes; Rivulidae. The coding region runs from base 526 to 1893 and encodes 455 amino acids. Gene Ontology annotation, molecular function: zinc ion binding; RNA polymerase II cis-regulatory region sequence-specific DNA binding; nuclear steroid receptor activity. The transcript is spliced from 11 exons. Gene Ontology annotation, biological process: regulation of DNA-templated transcription. Gene Ontology annotation, cellular component: nucleus. The record is from RefSeq and is a predicted model, not a curated record.